AUGAAUUCGAUAGAAAAUUCUGUAAUUGAUGUAAAGCCCCUGGUGUUCCCUAAAGAUGUUUUAGCCAGAAUUUCACCAGAUUUAAUUUUACAGAGAUAUCUUUCAUUAAAUCUUAGACCGUCCAUAAGGAGCUUUGAUGAGUUCAGAGAUAUAUCAGUGAGUAAUAUAGAUGAUAUAGAGAAUGAAUUUGCUGAUAAUGUACUGGGUACAAAUAUUUUAAAAUGUGGCAAAACUAUUAUCAUAACUACAAUUACUGCCAGCAUAAUUAAAGAAGAAAACCAAGAUGAAACUUUUGAACGAUAUUAUGAAGACAUUAGCGGCGUUGAAAGAAGAAGAAAUAAAGUGUCGGAAUAUGGUUCGGUAUAUCCAGUUGUGGAAAUCGAAAGGGGAAGAGGCAAUGCCCCUCCGAGUGACGAGGAAAUGAAUAUUGGACAAAAACUACAUGAUAAUAUUUUGCAUUCAGGUUUAAUUUCGAAGAAAAGUCUAAAGGUAGAUUAUGGUGUACGAAUUACAGAUUUAGAAACUAAUAAAUCCAAAAUAAUAUAUCCUGAAGAGGAUGAAAUUAAUGAUGUACCUAUUUUACAACUAAACCAUUAUCAAAAAAAUCUAAAAUAUGUAUUACACGCAAAAAUUACUGUGUUUAGUAGAACUGGUCCAUUAUUUGAUUUAUGUUGGAAUUCGCUAACUUAUGCUCUUCAAAAUACCAAAUUACCAAAAGCUUUUAUUGAUGAGAAAGCAGUAAGUUUGAAAACGAUUAUCAGAUCCAGGGGUAAAACCACAGAACUUAGAGAAAAUUUUAAUAUCAUAUGUGAUACGAACACUAGGGUUCCACUACAAUUAAAUAAAGAGAACAUUGCAUACGCUUCAAAUUAUGGUAUUGUAGAUCUUGAUUAUGAUCUCAUUGACACCGAAUAUGAAGAAAAAAAUAAUGAUAAUGACAAGAAAACAGUACUUUUAGCUGACAUAAAUACUGAGUCUGAGGAAGAAUACAUCAAUUCUAGUAUAUCUAUAAUAACUAAUAAAUAUGGAAAUUUAAAGAAUAUAAUAGUUCUGGGAGGUACAAGUAAAAUAUCGAUGGAGAUAUUAAAGAAGUCAAUAUCACUUUCUAAAAUCAGGGCCCAUGAUUUAGAAAGUAAAGCAUAG
Molecule: messenger RNA, 1143 nt
Organism: Tetrapisispora phaffii CBS 4417
Lineage: Eukaryota; Fungi; Ascomycota; Saccharomycetes; Saccharomycetales; Saccharomycetaceae
Exons: 1
Coding region: 1-1143 (380 amino acids)
Biological process (GO): nuclear polyadenylation-dependent rRNA catabolic process; U4 snRNA 3'-end processing; TRAMP-dependent tRNA surveillance pathway
Cellular component (GO): nuclear exosome (RNase complex); cytoplasmic exosome (RNase complex)
Source: RefSeq, a predicted model, not a curated record